Asparagus officinalis (garden asparagus) is the source of this 1906-nucleotide messenger RNA. RefSeq lists its product as uncharacterized. The transcript has 15 exons. The record is from RefSeq and is a predicted model, not a curated record. Lineage: Eukaryota; Viridiplantae; Streptophyta; Magnoliopsida; Asparagales; Asparagaceae. Bases 14 to 1261 code for a protein of 415 amino acids.
CCCCCGAAUCCCGAUGCCUCCUCUCACGUUGGCCUCCCCCUUCUCCCUCCCGCCAAAACUGAAACCCAUCAAAACCCUAAUCGAAUCCACCCUCGAUCUCAAAACCCCAUCUCUCUCCUCGUCCCCGAUCCAUUCUCUCCGCGCCGGCGACUGGGUCAAGCUCAUCUGCGGCGCUAGCUUCGAGGAUGCGGCGGAUAUCAGGAAUCUCUCCCUCGUUUACACCCUCGCCGGAGUGGAUUGCAUUGACUGUGCGGCCGAAGAUUCCGUAGUGAAUGCUGUGAUCGAUGGGAUUAAUGCUGCAUUGUCGAUUGCUUCAGUUCGGAGGCCGUGGGUGAUGAUCAGUGUCAAUGAUGAUAGGGAGGAUGUACAUUUCCGUAAAGCUGAAUUUAAUGCUGAGGAUUGCCCGCUUGAUUGCUCAAGGCCAUGCGAAAAAGUUUGUCCCGCAAAUGCUAUAUCAUUGGAGAAUACUUCCGUAGGACAUGAAUCUACAAGAAGUGAUAAAAGCACCCUCCAGGGUGGAGUGAUCACAGAACGCUGUUAUGGAUGUGGGCGCUGCUUUCCGGUUUGUCCGUAUGAUAAAAUCAGAGCUAUGACUUACAUCAGGGAUCCUGCCGCUACAUCUGAACUCUUGAGAAGGAAUGACGUUGAUGCUAUUGAGAUACACACCAGUGGAAGGCGCACUGAUUUGUUCAACGAUCUCUGGAAUAGCUUGAGCAAUUCAAUUGGGCAUGUGAAGCUAGUAGCAGUAAGUUUGCCUGAUGUGGGAGAAUCAACAGUUGGACUGAUGAAUUUGCUGUACUCAAUAAUGGAGGCUGAUCUCCAAUCUUACAAUUUGUGGCAGUUGGAUGGUCGUCCCAUGAGUGGUGAUAUUGGUCGAGGUGCAACAAGAGAGGCAAUUGCUUUUGCUGCUCGGUUAGCCUCUAGGCAAGAGAAGCCUCAUGGUUUUUAUCAGCUUGCUGGUGGCACGAAUUCUCAAACUGUAGAUAGUCUAAAGUCAAUGGGGCUGUUCAAGGCGAUGACAAUUCCUGGCCACUUACGGGGCCAAGCUGCUGUUGCUACAUCAGCCAGUUCUCAACAAGCCUUGAUUGGUGGGAUAGCUUAUGGUGGCUAUGCACGCAAGAUUGUGGGGCGCGUGUUGAGUAGAAUGGUGACGAAGCAUGGUCUUUUGCAAAUUGAGGAUCACCCAGAGUUUCUACUGAAGGCUCUUCGAGAAGCUCUGAAACUAGUUGGGCCAGUUAAAUCCUACAAUCUCGCUUCAUAAUCAGCUUAAUGAGGUGUUUCUUGGUUUUAAGAUAACAGCUCAGAAACUUCAACUUCUAUGUUCAUAACUUAUAAAGCACAGAUAUCACUUUGGAGUGGGGAUCAAUGAUCAGAUUCUCUAGUUCUUGUUCCACUGAUUCCACCAGUUCCGUAGGCAUGUGUUGCACUGUAGGAGCAUCUUAAUAAAAGAGAAUAGCAUUUCAAGUGAUUAGCCUCUGCACUCACAUCUCUCGUGUUGAUCAGCUUCAGAGAGGAGUAUACUUUGGAAGGAGCGAGAAAGUCCUGAUGCCUUGCUGUGAUCAACAGUUGCUUUAAUGCAUGAGCAACUCUCAACCACCUCAAUGCUCCCCUACAGUACAUGCCUGAAUUCAGCCUGCUGCAUGUGCUGAGAGUGGAGAUUAAUCCUACGAUAUGCGAUGUGCGGGUGCUUGAUAGUAUUCGAACCUCAAUAUGUAACUAUUCGAUGCGACGGAACUAAAUCAAAUGUGUAGACAUCUAAACUAUCAUUUUGAAUUAUAAGCUCGAUUUUGUAAGACUUGUACCCUACAGUGAGAAUCUAUUGAGUUUGGCACUUUGAAUCAGUCAAAGCAUGCAAGCUGUAAAAAGUUAUUGCAUAAUAAAUGAUGCGCCGUAAUUUUUAGUAAUA